Molecule: messenger RNA, 892 nt
Organism: Vitis riparia (riverbank grape)
Lineage: Eukaryota; Viridiplantae; Streptophyta; Magnoliopsida; Vitales; Vitaceae
Exons: 1
Coding region: 96-572 (158 amino acids)
Source: RefSeq, a predicted model, not a curated record
UCCACCCCAGACUUCAUCUAUCCUGCCCUGCAGCACAACCAAGCAACCAAGCAACCCACCCUUCAGUCUGCCCAAACUCUCCGCCACUUAAAACCAUGCUUCCUGGACAGAAGAAACCCGGUCAUGAAGGGGAGAAGCAAAAACAAUUCGACCGUGAAAUCAGAGACAUGAUCUCUGCAUUAACUAAUCGCCUUUCUGAUCUUCAACAAGUUCAAAAGCAAGGCUCGAGCCAGCAGGAUGAUGAGGAUGAUCGCGGCGUGAGAAUCAUCACGCUCGCUGGAAGCAACACCGGAGCCACCAUGCGAGGUGAAUUGGAUGAGAAGCCCGGCCAUCCCGGUCUUUCAGUCGGCGAGAAUGAAGCGCUGAAUACCUAUGUGAACAGCAAUUUCCAAUCUGUCAACAACUCGAUCAUGAUGGGUGGCAGCUACAGCACCAAUGACCCAGGUGUUCAUAUGGACAUCUCCGACCUUGUUGAGCACCAUGGCCAUAAACCAGUGAAGCAUGGCAAGAAGGGGAAGAAGAAAGACUCGGUGACCCCCCAAGAUGACUAUCAUUCUGAACAUUCUGAUUAGGCUCAUAACAAGGGCCUAAUCAGAAUCAUGCAGAGGUUGAAUAAACUGCGAGCUUAACUAGUCAUAAAUCUACUAUUAACUUGCUAUAAAUAAGUUUUUUUCUCAUUCUGCUUGUUAUUCAAGGCUAAGAGUGAAGUACCCGGAUAGAGGUUAAAACUGGUAUCCCAGUAUUGCCCUAUCAGAAUAAAGUUCUCGUCCAAGAUAUGUAUGUGACAGUCCUUCAUUGGUUGAUUUCCUGCAUACCUGUCUGCAGUGCUGUUUGGUGUGUGUUAAGCAUAUGAAAGAUUAAUAAUAAGAAUGCCUUUACAGUUCCAUUUUGA